Nematostella vectensis (starlet sea anemone) is the source of this 702-nucleotide messenger RNA. Its product is annotated as E3 ubiquitin-protein ligase ORTHRUS 5-like. The transcript has a single exon. Bases 1 to 702 code for a protein of 233 amino acids. NCBI's taxonomy places the organism in Eukaryota, Metazoa, Cnidaria, Anthozoa, Actiniaria, Edwardsiidae. The record is from RefSeq and is a predicted model, not a curated record.
AUGGCUACCGCGAAGGCUGAAGCAAAACACUUUGAGAUUUUAAAAGGUCUCUGUCGUGUUUGCGGAAAACGGUUGAAGAAGGCAAAAAGCCUCUAUGCCCAAAGCUUUGCCUGCGGCAGUUUCAAAACAUUGCUGGGCAAAUUUGGCAUCAAUGUCGAGAAGGAUGACCCCUAUAUUCAUCUGAUGCGCUUUUGUAAGUUGUGUCGUCUCGCAACAACUGACAAGGCUCCCAUAAUCUGGGAGAUUCACCGGGAAGAGGACUGCCCAACGUGCGCCUUAGAAGAGCAAAUUCAAAAAGGCGGUAGGCCGAAAAAAGCAAAGCGAGGCGGUGCGAGAGGGCAGGCUAAAAACUCCGCUUGGGAAGAGACGACAAACGCGGGUUUAAAAGCACAACUAAUCGCGCGCGUCACCGAGCUUAGUGCCUCUAUGAACACACUAAGGGACCACCGAUUCACCGAGCGCUUUGACUUUUUCGAAACGAAAAAAGAAGAGUUUCAUUGCGCUAUUUGCCUAGACGUCCUCGAAAAGCCUCUGUCAUCAAAGUGCCAGCACAGUUGCUGCUCGGACUGCUGGAAAUCUGCGUUCGAGUUGGGGGAAAAACAUCCAGCAUGCCCAAUAUGUCAAGAGACGCUGGCGGACCCUAAUGACCUCCAGCGCGCACCGCUUGUUUUAAUCCAGCUUUUAGAGGGGUACCUGGUUUAA